AUGGUCAAGGAACAAAUCAUCCAGUCGGUGGAGCCCCUCCACGUAGGCCAAUUCAUGUUUUGCCGCGUCACGACCACCGAAGGAAUCAUCGGAUACGGCGAGGCGGGCAUCUGGGGCCACAUCGAGGCGGCGGCCACCUGCAUCAAGCGGUUCGCCGAGUACCUCGUAGGCAAGCGUGCCUUCGACAUCGAGCACCACUGGAACGUGAUGCACCGAUUCAGCUACUUUCAGGGCCUGGCGAUCAACUCGGCCAUCUCGGCCAUCGACAUCGCCCUGUGGGACAUCAAGGGCAAGGCCCUCGGCGUGCCCAUUUACGAACUCCUCGGCGGCGCGUGCCGGACCAAGGCGAGGAUCUACGGCCACAUCUACGAGAGCACAAUCGAAAAAGUCCUAGAGGAGUGCAAGCGCAAGAUGGAUCUCGGCUUCACGGCCUUUGGCCACAUCAACCCUUUCCUGGACGAGGGCACGGACAAGGUCUACUUCAAGACACACGUCCAAAAGAUGCAAGACGCCAUCGAGAACGUCAAGAAGAUGCGCGCCGUGGUCGGCGACAAGGACACCCACCCCAUGCUGGUCGAGGACCCCAUCCGCCCCGAGAACGCCGACGCCAUGGCGCGCGUGGCCCACCGCAUCUCCGUGCCCGUGGGUACCGGCGAGCGCUUCUGCACGAUUUACGAGUUCCAGGCCCUCUUGGCCCGCGAGGCCGUCGAGUACGCGCGAAUCGAUGUCGCGGUCGUGCCGCACAACCCCUUGUCUCCUGUCGGACUCGCUGCCUGUCUGCAAAUCGCGGCCGCCAUUCCCAAUUUUGCAAUUCAAGAGUACGCGACCGGUUUUGAGGCCGGCGUGUUCGAGAGCACGACAACGCACCUAGGAAGCGAUAUUGUUGACCACGUCCCUGUCCCCAAGGAAGGAUUUGUGGAUAUUCCCUCUGGUCCAGGCUUGGGUGUUAACCUGUUGCCAAAUGCGCAGGAGAUUCGCCCUGCUCUCGUGCAGCCGAUCAAGAUGAGGCCGCAUAGGGACGGGUUCAUCGUGGACCAGUAG
Parascedosporium putredinis is the source of this 1041-nucleotide messenger RNA. NCBI's taxonomy places the organism in Eukaryota, Fungi, Ascomycota, Sordariomycetes, Microascales, Microascaceae. The record is from the annotation of a GenBank genome assembly.